Molossus molossus (Pallas's mastiff bat) is the source of this 1749-nucleotide messenger RNA. It is a transcript of the gene C9, whose product is annotated as complement C9. The record is from RefSeq and is a predicted model, not a curated record. Gene Ontology annotation, molecular function: protein binding. Lineage: Eukaryota; Metazoa; Chordata; Mammalia; Chiroptera; Molossidae. Gene Ontology annotation, cellular component: membrane attack complex. The transcript is spliced from 11 exons. Bases 1 to 1749 code for a protein of 582 amino acids. Gene Ontology annotation, biological process: immune response.
AUGUCGGCCGGCAGGGGGGUCGCCUUGGCAGCGUGGACAUGCCUGUUAGAAAUCAGUGUCCUGACAGCCGGGCCCAUGCCCAGUUAUCACACAGAGCCAGAAGAAAGGAUGGGCACUCCCUUGCCCAUAAACUGCAGAAUGAGCCCUUGGAGCGAAUGGUCACGCUGCCACCCUUGCCUGAAACAAAUGUUUCGCUCAAGGAGCAUUGUGACCUUUGGACAAUUUAAUGGGCAAAGUUGCUUGAGCAGUCUGGGAGACAGACGACAUUGUGUGCCCACUGAGAACUGUGAAGACGCCGAUGAUGACUGUGGAAAUGACUUUAAAUGUGAUACAGGCAGGUGCAUAAAGAGGCGACUUCUGUGCAAUGGCGACAAUGACUGUGGGGACUAUUCGGAUGAGGACGAUUGUCAAGAUGAUCCCCGUACACCUUGCCGUGACAAAGUGGUGGAAGAGUCUGAGAUGGGGCGUACAGCAGGCUACGGGAUCAACAUCUUAGGGCUGGUGCCCUUAAACACGCCUUUCGACAACGAGUUCUACAACGGACAGUGCGACCGCACUCGGGAUGGAAACACCUUGACCUACUACCGCAAACCGUGGAACGUGGCCAGUCUGACCUACGAAACCAAGGUUGAUAAAAAUUUCAGAACAGAGAAAUAUGAAGAACAUUUUGAAGUGGUCAAAUUCAUCAUCCAGGAGACAACAUCAAAAUUUGGUGCACAUCUAGGUCUGAAAUUCACACCGACUGAAAUACUCUCUGCAGUUAAAGACAAAAUUCCGUCGGUAGGAAAUGCCAUGGAUGCACAUGGGCCGCCUGGCAGCAAACACCAAAGUCCUUCGGAAAAAAAAGACUCCCCGGGGCCUAGUGUUCCCGUCAAGUUUGACAGUUCGUUUCGAUUUAGUUAUUCCCGAAAUGAAACCUACCAGCGGUUGCUUUUACUUUCUUCCAGGAAGGAAAAAACGUUUCUGCACGUGAAAGGAGAAGUGGAUCUAGGAAGAUUUGUGAUGAAAAAUCGAAAUGUCGUGCUGGCUCCAACUUUCUUGGAUGAUUUAAAGAAUCUGCCAACUACCUAUGAAAAGGGGGAAUAUUUUGCGUUCCUGGAAACCUACGGAACUCACUACAGUAGCUCCGGGUCUCUGGGAGGAUUAUAUGAACUGAUAUAUGUUCUGGAUAACAUUGCCAUGAAGAGAAACGGCGUUGAAGUAACGGAUGUCAAGAAAUGCCUCGGGUUUAAUGUGGACAUAUCUGUGAAUGUUGUAAUUGAAGUCAAAGGAGGAGUUGAUAAAAAUAAGUGUGUGAAGAAGGUUAAUGGUAAAACUGUAAACAUCACCGGGGACGGCAUCAUAGAUGAUGUCGUUUUAUUUAUAAAAGGAGGAACCAAACAAUAUGCAGCUCAACUGAAAGAGAAGCUCUUCAGCGGAGUCAGGAACAUUGACGUGACCGACUUUGUAAACUGGGCAUCUUCCUUAAGUGAUGCCCCGGUGCUCACAAAACAAAAGCUGUCUCCUAUACAGAAUCUGGUCCCAGUGAUGCUGAAAGAUGCACACCAAAAGAAAGAACAUUUGGAGAGAGCCAUUGAUGAUUAUGUCGAGGAAUACAGUGUGCGAAAAUGCCACCCGUGCCAAAACGGGGGGACUGUGUACCUGCUGGACGGAAGAUGCCUGUGUUCCUGCCCGAUCACUUCCGAGGGGAUUGCCUGUGAAAAGAGUAAACGAAUCGAACUCCCAGUGUCACCAAUGGAAGAGAAAUAG